Molecule: messenger RNA, 1721 nt
Organism: Peromyscus eremicus (cactus mouse)
Lineage: Eukaryota; Metazoa; Chordata; Mammalia; Rodentia; Cricetidae
Product: protein phosphatase methylesterase 1
Exons: 1
Coding region: 99-1259 (386 amino acids)
Biological process (GO): protein demethylation
Molecular function (GO): protein methylesterase activity
Source: RefSeq, a predicted model, not a curated record
GACUGGGCGUCGUUAGAGGAGUGAGCUGUGAUCGGUUGUACUGCACGUAUCGUGGGACAGAGCUUCGGCCACUGUUGUCGACGUGCGGCCUCUCCUUGAUGUCGGCCCUCGAAAAAAGCAUGCACCUCGGCCGUCUACCCUCUCGCCCUCCUCUGCCCGGCAGCGGGGGCAGUCAGAGCGGAGCCAAGAUGCGGAUGGGCCCUGGACGGAAGCGGGACUUUUCCCCUGUCCCGUGGAGUCAGUACUUUGAGUCAAUGGAAGAUGUGGAAGUGGAGAAUGAAACUGGCAAGGAUACUUUUCGAGUUUACAAGAGUGGUUCCGAGGGUCCGGUCCUGCUGCUUCUCCAUGGAGGAGGCCAUUCUGCCCUUUCCUGGGCAGUGUUCACGGCAGCAAUCAUCAGUAGAGUGCAGUGCAGGAUCGUAGCUCUGGAUCUUCGGAGUCAUGGAGAAACUAAAGUCAAGAAUUCUGAAGACCUGUCAGCAGAAACGAUGGCAAAAGAUGUUGGCAAUGUGGUUGAAGCCAUGUACGGGGACCUCCCUCCUCCUGUCAUGCUGAUUGGGCACAGUAUGGGCGGUGCCAUUGCAGUGCACACAGCAUCAGCUAACCUGGUGCCGAGCCUCUUGGGCCUCUGUAUGAUUGAUGUUGUAGAAGGUACAGCCAUGGAUGCACUUAAUAGCAUGCAGAAUUUCUUGCGUGGUCGUCCUAAAACCUUCAAGUCUCUGGAGAAUGCUAUUGAAUGGAGUGUGAAGAGUGGCCAGAUUCGAAACCUAGAGUCUGCCCGAGUCUCGAUGGUCGGCCAAGUCAAACAGUGUGAAGGUAUUACAAGUCCAGAAGGCUCCAAAUCCAUAGUAGAGGGAAUCAUAGAGGAGGAAGAGGAAGAGGAAGAAGGAAGUGAGUCAGUAAACAAGAGGAAAAAGGAAGAUGACAUGGAAACCAAGAAGGACCAUCCCUACACCUGGAGAAUUGAACUGGCAAAAACAGAAAAGUACUGGGAUGGCUGGUUCCGGGGCUUAUCCAACCUCUUUCUUAGUUGUCCUAUUCCUAAACUGCUGCUCUUGGCUGGUGUUGAUAGAUUGGAUAAAGAUCUGACCAUAGGCCAGAUGCAGGGAAAGUUCCAGAUGCAGGUCUUACCGCAGUGUGGCCAUGCAGUCCAUGAGGAUGCCCCUGACAAGGUAGCUGAAGCUGUUGCCACUUUCCUGAUCCGGCACAGGUUUGCAGAGCCCAUUGGAGGAUUCCAGUGCGUGUUUCCUGGCUGUUAGUGACCUGCUGUCCACCCUCCCUCUCCAUUGAGCUCUGUUGUAAAUACAUCGCACCAGAGGCCACUGUGACGCCGCCGACGCCGCCGUCUCCUACCAUCCCACCCAGCCACGUGACACCGGCUCCCUGUAGAGGGGCAUCCCCAGAUGUACAAACCCUCUGUAUACCUGUCAAAAGCAUUGUUUUCCAGGGCCCCUGUCCAACAGUGGCCUGCGCAGUCUGGGGUCCCCAGCUCUUUCCCUCCCCGUGUGCUCCCUGCCUUACCUAGGGUGAAGCCUUCACUCCCUGGGCCCCUGUUCCUGGCAUCCGGCAAUGUACCUGGGUCCAUAUGUCUCCCCAGGCUCAGGGAUCUCCAUUCCUUGAGGAUGUUCUUGGCAUGGUCCUGCCCUACCUCAUGGGAUGGGCAAUGCACACACUGGCCCUUAUUUUUCCCUUUCAAAUAAAACACCAGUCAGGUACCUUUA